AUGGAUUCCGACGAGGACUUCCAGUCCACUGUGAGCAGUGACGACGAUGCCAUGCAAGACACCGACAACGAUGAGAUGUCCGGGGUCGAAGAUUUUGACGCCUUCGACGACGAACCAGAUGAGGAACCUGACUUGGGACCUAACAAGAUCCAAAGGAAGCGGAUUGCGUACGACAUCAGUUUCAAGGUCUACAGCCCCACCGACAUCCAAGCCCACCAGGACGAGAUGAUGGACGAAGUAAAUAUGAUUCUCGAGAUGCGGAAAGAGGACGCAGCCAUAUUGUUACGUCACUUCCGAUGGAAUAAGGAACGCUUGAUGGAGGAUUACAUGGACAAGCCCUCCAAGGUGCUGGAGGCUGCCGGGCUGGGCUCCAGCACGAUCAACCCUCCGCGCCUUGAAUUUAUCCCCGGAUUUACGUGCGACAUAUGUUACGAGGAUGAUGAUGGGCUGGAGAGCUUCGCCAUGAAAUGCGGCCAUCGAUACUGCGUUAACUGCUACCGACAAUAUUUGACCCAGAAGAUUCGGGAAGAAGGCGAAGCAGCUCGGAUUCAGUGUCCUUCCGAAGGCUGUGGGAGGAUCAUGGACGCUCGAUCACUCGACUUGCUCGUCACGCCGGACCUUGCGGACCGAUACCAAGAGCUGCUAAAUCGAACGUACGUCGAGGACAAGGAGAUUCUCAAAUGGUGCCCAGCGCCGGACUGCGAGAACGCCAUCGAGUGCGCCAUCAAGAAGAAGGACCUCGACAAGGUCGUACCGACGGUAGCAUGUCGAUGUGGCCACCGCUUCUGCUUUGGCUGCAUCCUGAACGACCACCAGCCGGCGCCUUGCGAGCUGGUCAAGCGCUGGCUAAAGAAGUGCGCAGACGAUAGCGAGACGGCCAACUGGAUUUCUGCCAAUACCAAGGAGUGUCCUAAGUGCAACUCCACUAUUGAGAAAAACGGCGGCUGCAACCAUAUGACGUGCCGCAAGUGCAAGCAUGAGUUUUGCUGGAUGUGCAUGGGGCUGUGGUCGGAACACGGUACCAGCUGGUACAACUGUAACCGAUUCGAGGAGAAGAGCGGCACCGACGCUCGAGAUGCCCAGGCCAAAUCUCGAGUCUCUUUGGAGCGCUAUUUGCAUUACUACAAUCGGUACGCCAACCACGAACAGUCGGCUCGACUGGAUAAGGACAUAUACACCAAGACGGAGAAGAAGAUGGUACAACUGCAGACGGCGUCAGGCAUGUCGUGGAUUGAAGUGCAGUACCUUAACGCGGCCUCGCAAGCUCUCCAGACAUGUCGCCAGACAUUGAAGUGGACGUACGCCUUUGCUUUUUACCUCGCCCGAAACAAUUUGACGGAAAUUUUUGAGGAUAACCAGAAGGACUUGGAAUUAUCCGUGGAAGCCCUCUCCGAGAUGUUCGAGAAGCCGAUUGCGGAGCUCUCGGAUCCCAAGUUGAAGGUGGAUAUCAUGGACAAAACAUCCUACUGCAACAAGCGACGAGUUAUUCUGCUCGAGGACACUGCAGAGAACCUCGCUAACGGCCGUUGGACCUUUAACGUGGAUCUCAAGAGCUUGGCUCCUGUGUCGAGCGGACGCAAGUAG
Pseudomassariella vexata is the source of this 1584-nucleotide messenger RNA. RefSeq names its product IBR domain-containing protein. Lineage: Eukaryota; Fungi; Ascomycota; Sordariomycetes; Amphisphaeriales; Pseudomassariaceae. The record is from RefSeq and is a predicted model, not a curated record. Gene Ontology annotation, cellular component: cytoplasm; ubiquitin ligase complex. Bases 1 to 1584 code for a protein of 527 amino acids. The transcript has 3 exons. Gene Ontology annotation, molecular function: zinc ion binding; ubiquitin conjugating enzyme binding; ubiquitin protein ligase activity. Gene Ontology annotation, biological process: ubiquitin-dependent protein catabolic process; positive regulation of proteasomal ubiquitin-dependent protein catabolic process; protein polyubiquitination.